Messenger RNA from Salvelinus sp. IW2-2015, 792 nucleotides. The record is from RefSeq and is a predicted model, not a curated record. Lineage: Eukaryota; Metazoa; Chordata; Actinopteri; Salmoniformes; Salmonidae.
AACAAUCCUCUCUGACACAGUCACCGUCUUCUGUGAAGUCAGACUAACAGUCUGUAGACGUCUGAUAAAUGGCGUUAUUCAUCCCUGAUAUGGCUGGUCAUCUGUUUUUGGUCAUCCUCCUUUUCGUCACCUUCCAAUACAUCGAAGCCCAAGGUCAUUACCAAGAUCCAAAACCAGACAUUACAGUACAAUUUGAUAAGGACUUCACCAUCAUCUGUUUGAUUCGUGGAUCCGUCAGUCCUGACACCACCUGUAACCUGUAUGUUGGAGAGGAGAGUCAGCCAUCCUUCACAGCAAAGAUCAAGAACAGAAAAGCCACCUCAGCAUCCGGACAGCAGUUCUGUCAAUUCACUCCAAAACAUAGUGAUCUGAUCAGUCGUCUACAGUCAGUGAGGCGUAAGGAGGUGAGCUGUGAUUACAGAGUGAGCUCAGGACCAAACUCUCUCUCUCCACGCAGUGAUGGGUACAGCUUUGCACAUCUGGUGGGAGUUCACAUUAGUGAUCCAACAACUAAACCCUUUCCAGCAGCAGGUUCGACUGUUAGUUCUACUUUGACCCCCAACACCCCAGUGAGACCAACUACCAAUAGGACCACUAAAUGUUUGACCUCUCCCAGUACAGCACUGAAUCCAUCACCAGGUUUGACUGUUAGUUCUACUUUGACCACUGACACUCCAAGUAAAGGUCAAAGCUCCACAGACAUUGACGUGAAUUCAAACAGUCCAGAAAGUGUUCCAGAUUCGACUGUUACUUCUACUUGAUUACUGGCAUCACAGUGAGACAACUACCAGU